UUCUUGAGGGUAACAUUUCUAUGGGACAAUAAAAGAAGACUUAGGAAUAACUGAAAUCAUAAAAUUCGCAAUGGUGAUUUUUGAAGACUCUGGAUCUGCUGAUUUUAGAAGAUGGCUUGUCCAUUUGAGUUCCAUCACAAUUGCUGUGGUCUCACUUCUCAGUGCCUUUUUCAUCCCUACCUCUGUUGAAGGAACAGAAAAAGAGCUGAGACUAAUGGCUGGUGAAAACAACUGCAGUGGGAGAGUGGAAGUGAAAAUCCAGGAGGAGUGGGGAACAGUGUGCAACCAUGGCUGGAGCAUAAAUGAGGUCUCUGUGAUUUGUAGUCAACUGGGAUGUCCAACUACCAUCAAAGCCACUGGCUGGGUUAAUUCCACUGCUGGUUCUGGGCGCAUUUGGAUGGAUCAUGUCUCCUGUAGAGGGAAUGAGUCAGCUCUUUGGGAUUGCAAACAUGAUGGAUGGGGAAAGCAUAACUGUACUCACCAACAAGAUGCUGGGGUUACCUGCUCAGAUGGAUCCAAUUUGGAAAUGAGACUCAUGAAUGGGGGCAACCGGUGUUCAGGAAGAAUAGAGGUCAAGUUCCAAGGACAGUGGGGAACAGUAUGUGAUGAUGGCUUCAACCUCGAACACGCUUCUGUGGUUUGUAAACAACUGGGAUGUGGAAGUGCUGUCAGUUUCUCUGGUUCAGCUCAUUUUGGAGAAAGUUCUGGACCAAUCUGGUUUGAUGACCUUGUAUGCAAUGGAACUGAGUCAGCUCUCUGGAACUGCAGACACCAAGGAUGGGGGAAGCAUAACUGUGAUCAUGCUGAGGAUGUUGGAGUGAUUUGCUUAGAUGGAGCAGAUCUAGGCCUGAGACUGGUAGAUGGAGUCACUAAAUGCUCAGGAAGAUUGGAAGUGAAAUUUCAAGGAGAAUGGGGGACAGUGUGUGAUGACAACUGGGAUAAUAAUGACGCUGCUGUAGUGUGUAAGCAACUGGGGUGUCCAACUGCCAUCACUGCCACUGGUCGAGUUAAUGCCAGUGAGGGAUCUGGAAAUAUUUGGCUUGACAGUGUUUCCUGCCAUGGACAUGAAUCUUCUCUCUGGCAGUGUAGACAUCAUGAAUGGGGAAAGCAUUAUUGCACUCAUAAGGAAGAUGCUGGUGUGACAUGUUCUGAUGGAUCAGAUCUGGAGCUGAGACUUAUAGGUGGAGGUAGCCGCUGUGCUGGGACAGUAGAGGUGGAAAUUCAGAAACUGUUAGGGAAGGUGUGUGGUAGACUUUGGACAUUGAAUGAAGCUAAUGUGGUUUGUAGACAGCUGGGAUGUGGAUCUGCACUUCAAACAUCUUUUCAAAUGUAUUCCAAAAUUAAACCAACAAACACAUGGCUGUUUGUAAGUAGCUGUAGUGGAAAUGAAACUUCUCUUUGGGACUGCAAGAAUUGGCAAUGGGGUGGACUUCUCUGUGACCACAAUGAAGAAGCCCAAAUUACCUGCUCAGCCCACAGGGAACCCAGACUGGUUGGAGGAGAUGUUCCCUGUUCUGGUCGUGUUGAAGUGAAACAUGGUGACACAUGGGGCUCUGUCUGUGAUUCUGACUUCUCGCUGGAAGCUGCCAGUGUGCUGUGCAGAGAAUUAGAGUGUGGCACAGUCGUCUCUAUCGUAGGUGGAGCUCAUUUUGGAGAAGGAACAGGACAGAUCUGGGCUGAAGAAUUCCAGUGUGGUGGGCACGAGUCCCAUCUAUCACUCUGCCCAGUAGUACCCCGCCCAGAUGAGACCUGUAGCCACAGUAGAGAUGUUGGUGUAGUCUGCUCAAGAUAUGUAGAAACCCGCUUGGUGGACGGCAAGUCUUCAUGUGAGGGAAGAGUGGAGCUCAAGGUGCUUGGAAUCUGGGGAUCCCUCUGUAACUCUCACUGGGACAUCGAAGAUGCACAUGUCCUAUGCCAGCAACUUAAAUGUGGAGUUGCCCUCUCCACUCCAGGAGGAGCUCCCUUUGGGAAAGGAAAUGGUCAGGUCUGGAGACACAUGUUUCACUGCACUGGGACUGAACAGCACAUGGGAGAUUGCCCUGUAACUGCUCUGGGUACAUUGCUGUGUUCUGAAGGGCAAGUAGCCUCAGUAAUCUGCUCAGGAAACCAGUCCCAGACCUUGAGCCCAUGCAAUUCAUCAUCUUCAGAUCCAAUGAGCUCUAUCAUUCCAGAAGAAAGUUCUGCUGCCUGCAUAGGGAGUGGUCAACUUCGUCUGGUAAAUGGAGGGGGUCGCUGUGCUGGGAGAAUAGAGAUCUAUCAUGAGGGCUCCUGGGGCACCAUUUGUGAUGACAGCUGGGACCUGAGUGAUGCCCACGUGGUGUGCAGACAGCUGGACUGUGGAGUGGCCAUUAAUGCUACUGGAUCUGCUCAUUUUGGUGAAGGAACAGGACCUAUCUUGCUGGAUGAGGUUAACUGCAAUGGAAAAGAAUCCCAUGUCUGGCAGUGCCAUUCACAUGGCUGGGGGCGGCACAAUUGCAGGCAUAAGGAAGAUGCAGGAGUCAUCUGCUCAGAGUUCAUGUCUCUGAGACUAAACAGUGAAACCAGUGGAGAGACCUGUGCAGGACGUCUGGAAGUUUUUUACAAUGGAACCUGGGGCAGUGUUGGCAGGAGUGACAUGUCUGCAACGACCGUGGGAGUAGUAUGCAGACAGCUGGGCUGUGCAGAGAAGGGAAACAUCAACCCUGCAUCUUUAGACAAGACACCAUCCAGACUCAUGUGGGUGGACCACGUUCAGUGCCCAAAAGGACCUGACACACUAUGGCAGUGUCCAUCAUCUCCAUGGAAGCAGAGACUGGGCAGCCCCUCAGAGGAGGCUUGGAUCACAUGUGACAACAAGAUAAGACUUCAGGAAGGUCACACCAGUUGUUCUGGUCGAGUGGAAGUCUGGCACGGAGGUUCCUGGGGGACAGUGUGUGAUGACUCCUGGGAUCUUAAUGAUGCUCAAGUGGUGUGUCAACAGUUAGGCUGUGGAAAAGCCGAGAAGGCACUAAAGGAAGCAGCAUUUGGUCAGGGGACUGGGCCCAUAUGGCUCAACCAAGUGAAGUGUAGAGGGAAUGAAACUUCCUUAUGGGACUGUCCUGCCGGACCAUGGGGGCACACUGACUGCGGGCACAAGGAAGAUGCUGCUGUACAGUGCCAACCAGGAACAUCUUUAAGAUCAGCAAAUGCCACAGGUCACUCAUCCCUUAUUGCAUUGCUGAUCCUCGGGAUCAUUUUAUUGGCCAGUCUCAUCACAUUCCUCGUGUUUACUCUGAGGAGAAGACAGAUCCGGCUAUUUACAGUUUCCACAAGAGGAGAGAAUUUUGUCCACCAAGUGCAAUACCAGGAGAUGAAUUCUAGCCUAGAGGCAGAUGAUCUGGACCAGCUUCAUCCUUCAGGGGGCCAUUCUGAGGCAGACUGAAAACUGGGAAUUUUUAACUCAAUGAGGCUUCAGUUCAGCACUUAAGAUACCUUGAGGAAGACAUGGCUAUUGAAUGGAACAAGAAUCCACCUCAUUCACUGAUGAUGGCCAUUGCAUUUCUAUAGAGUCCUUUGUCUCCUGCCGCAGUCUGGAUGGGCACAAAAUCACCGAGCCACCACAAAGCUUUGUAGAUUCAAACAGCAACUCUUUAUUCCCGAACUCUCACUGACACUCUACCCACACUUCCCAUGAACACCCUGCCUUCACCCCAGAACUCAAUGGGAACUCAAAAGGAGCCACGUCUGAGGCAACAGGAUACGCCCUAAUCCCAGCAGGAUCCACCCUAAGCCUGGAGCCACCCUAUUCCCUGAGCAGGGUCACCUUUCAACCCCAAAUGCCAUGUCAUUCCUACUUGGCUAUGGCUCUCAGCAGUCUCCUAAUGUUCCAAAGACUGCUACUGAAUUUACAAAAAUUAAGCUUGUGAAUUUGAGAACUUUAUAGUGUUUGUAAGGCUUUCAAAUAUAUUAAAUUAAAAAGAAAAUUACUGAUUUAAGUUUGUCUUAACUUAAUUUUUAACUUUGUAAAUAUCUGAUUGUUUUCUGAAGUUUUUAGGAUUUUAUAAAUAUGUCUUCUUAUUUGAUGUCUUAAUUUGCAUAUUUCAAAUUUGAUUUACAUAAUGAUUUUAUUAAAUCCAAACUGAAGUAAGUUCAUUUUUGUUUUAGCUUUCUUUUUUUUUUCUCUAAGAAAGGGCAAGUAAAUGAUAUUGAACAAUCUGUUACUACAUGAUUCACACUAUAAGGAAUGAUUUUCAUUUUUUUUAAACUAUUUCACUGACAUAAAAUUCACAGCCACAAUUGGUAAGUGUAAAAUAUUCAGCAGUUUAGCUCCUUGUUCCUCAGGAAAGUAUUACUAAAGCUAAAAUAUGCAUAAAUAAUGUCUUUCUGCAUAAGUAUAACUAUUAUGAAGUAAGUUAAUAUAUUAUUAAAAUUCUUCUAAUCACAAUAAAUAUUAAAGAGAAUAUAUUUUUAUUUUAAUUGAACACUAAGCUUAUAGUCUACAUACUUGUAGAAUAUAUCUAUAUGCAAUUGAUUUCUUAAAAUUAUUUUUUUAAAUAACAUACAUAUUUAUGAUGUAAAAUAUGAUAUUUUGAAAUACAUAUAUAUUGUGGAAUGGUUAGAUCAAGAUAAUAUGCAUUACCUUACAUAUGGUUUUUGUGGUGAGAACAUUUAAAACCUCCUUUUCUUUGUGAUUUUCUAAACUAAAAUAUAUCAUUGCUAACUGUGGUCACAACAUCACACAAAAGAUCUCUGAACUUAUUUCUCCUGUUUGACAGGAAUUUUGUACCUUUGAACAAUAUCUCCCCAAAACUUCGUUCAACUCUUGGUAAUCACCAUUCUAUUCUAUGAGUUCAACAUUUUUACAUGCUACAUAUAAGUGAGAUUGUGUAUUAUGUGUCUUUCUGUACCAGACAUUUCAUUUAAAAUAAUAUCUCUAUGAUCAACCACAUUGUUGCAAGUGACAGGAUUUCCUUUUGAAAGACUAAAUAGUAUUCCAUUGUGUAUAUAUAUCACAUUGUCUUUAUCCAGUCAUCUGAUGAUGGGCACUCAGAUUAUAUCCAUAUUUAAGCUAUUGUGAAUAAUAUAAUGAACAUGGGUGUGUAUGUAUCUCUUAGACACAAUGAUUUCAAUUUCAUUGAAUAUAUACUAAGAAGUGGGAUUGUGAAAUUAUAUGAUAAUUCUAUAUUUAGUUUUCUGAGGAAUUGCCAUAAAUUUUUCCAUAAUGACUAUUCUAAUUUACAUUCUUCAGAACAAUGAAUAAAGGUUUCCUUUCUCCACA
Molecule: messenger RNA, 5236 nt
Organism: Ictidomys tridecemlineatus (thirteen-lined ground squirrel)
Lineage: Eukaryota; Metazoa; Chordata; Mammalia; Rodentia; Sciuridae
Product: scavenger receptor cysteine-rich type 1 protein M130-like
Biological process (GO): zymogen activation
Cellular component (GO): plasma membrane
Molecular function (GO): serine-type endopeptidase activity
Source: RefSeq, a predicted model, not a curated record